Molecule: messenger RNA, 1458 nt
Organism: Trypanosoma theileri
Lineage: Eukaryota; Euglenozoa; Kinetoplastea; Trypanosomatida; Trypanosomatidae
Exons: 1
Coding region: 1-1458 (485 amino acids)
Source: RefSeq, a predicted model, not a curated record
AUGGAAGAGAUCUCAGGAAUACUUCACAGAGAUGAGAGAAGAGUUCAUCCACACACAGACGCAGCCCAUCAAGAGAAGUUGGCAGCCGCAGCCCGUUAUGUAUAUAUGCAGCAACUUCGAGAUUUCUUUAAUUAUUAUGAUCCCACUCGCAGUGAUGCGUCUAUUCUGGCGGAUCUCAACAAGGCACAAGAAACCCCGCAGGGUUUAUCUAUUUUAUGGAAAGAUCUCAUUUCACAGUAUGGACCAGCACCAGUGCGGCGAAGGACUCAAGGAACACUACAGCAGUUAUUAUCCAUUUCCUCCAGUGAAAAAAAGGUAUGGAAGGCCUCUAAUAGGAAGGAUGAUAAUAAUACAGUAAAGCAUCAAGAAUUGAGAAGGAUUUUCGGGAUAAAUAAUACUCCAAAUAAUGGAAACGAUCAUAAUCAUCAUACUACUACUAUUAUUAAUAGUGAGAAGAAGAAACCAGAGAAACACCUUAUUGCUAUGCAGAUUACUGGUAUGAAUGAUGCCCUUUUUGGAGCAGCAACACCAUUACGACAACAGGCCUUCUGUCGAGCGAUUGCAUCUCAAAUGUCUUUAUGGACUGACUCUCAUUCAUCAACUUUUCAGGUGGAAAUGAAAAUGGAUUGUGUUGCCGUAGUGAGAGUCGUCAUUGCGAAUAAAGCAGCAGCAGAUGGAUCUAAUAAUAAUAAUAAUAAUAAUAAUAAUAAUAAUAAUAAUAAUAAUAAAGAGGCUCUUAUCAUUAUAACUUCUCUUGAACGGACUAUACGGUCUGGUAAGGCAUCUUUACAAUUGAUUAAAAAUAGUUAUCAGAGAGAUUUAAAAGGUGGUAAUGUGAUCAUGUCCAUCACAACAGCUCAAGUUCCACAAGAUGCCUUUAGUGAAAUAUCUCAUCAUGAAGGUUAUUUCAAUGAUAAUGAAGAUGAUAUCCUUAAUGAAAAUAAUAAUAAUAAUAAUAAUAAUAAUAAUAAUAAUAAUAAGGAGAGUUAUCGUGAAAUCGUUCAUAGUUCUCAGAAGUGUAGUUCUGAGUUUUCAUUAAAUGAAUCUUCUUUUACAUCAUCACCGCCGCCUUCUUUCUUUUAUCGCGGCACACCCGUUAUCUCCAGAAAUAACAACACCUUACAGUCUUCUUUAAGUCUUUCACAGUGUACGAAUCGAGUCGAAGAAAACGAAUCUCAACAAGAAGAGAAAGAGAAGAAGUUACAGCAGAAGAGUAAAGACUAUGGUUCCACUCUGGAAAAAAGGAAAACAACAUCUUUACUUUCCAUCAUGGAAGAUGUGUAUAAGUAUGAAAGUGUUCCCACAUCACAAUUGGUUAAAUCUUCCUCUAGUGUACAUCGUCCUUCAUUUUCUUUUGCUCCUCCUGAGCAGCAUGUAUGGAAUAGUGUUAAGGAGAAGCCCAGUCGAAGUAAUUCAUAUGAGAUACGAUCACUCUGUGAUAUUCCUUGGCAAACAUGA